CAAUGUGUUUCUUGCUGAGAUGGGAUUCUCCCGCUGCCUGGAGGUUCUGUGUUGCUGUAGUGUGGUUACAUGAAGGGUGUGUAGUGAGCACUGUACAGGGCUGUGUCAGUUUCACAGACUAAUGUGCCUUGGAAGCUACAGACCACACAGUACAUCUACAGGAUUCUGGAAAUUCUGAAAGGAUGCAAACUCUCAGUAAAUGUUCUGAGUACAUGUAAAAAUGAAUUAGGAAGAGCUGAUGUGAACACGGGAGAUGAGAGAUGGAUAGCUGAGCAGGCAGUGGGAAUCCAUACAGCUUCCCCAGAGGUUGCUGGCCAGAGACAAGAAAAGGCAUGAAGCUAAAUGAGAGGAACUUGGUGUAUUAUGCCACCUGCAAGUCACCAGUGGACAAAAGUGGCUAUCUCUAUAAGAAGGGUGAACGGAAUGCUUCAUAUCACAAGCGCUGGUUUGUGUUGAAAGGUAACAUGCUCUUUUAUUAUGACAGCGAGGACAGUAAAGAGCCAGUAGGAGUGAUUAUACUGGAAGGAUGCAGAGUGGAACUGUGCGAGUCUACUGAAGAGUUUGCUUUUGCAAUCCGGUUUGGUUACGCCAAAUCCCGUGCCUAUAUUCUGGCUGCUGAUAGCCAAAGUACUAUGGAAUCCUGGGUAAAAGCUCUUUCCAGAGCAAACUUUGAAUACAUUAGACUUGUGGUAAAGGAUUUGCAGGAACAACUUACUGAACUACAGAAAAGCCAAACCUCUUCUAGCUGCACUCAGGGUUCUAUAGAUACAAAUCCCAAUUUCCAGAGUGCAGACCAGGCUGUGCCUAGCUUUCAGAAUCAGCCAUCUAUAAAGGACAAUGGCUGUGCUUUAUGGAACAGCAUUUCAAAUGACUUGCCUAAUGGCUUCACCAUUACAAAUGGACCAAAAUGUAAAGACACAACAGAAAAUUUAGCUGAUGCCUCAGGGAGAUAUGUCAAGAUCCACUCCUUGGAGCCGGAGAAAACUGUGCAGGCUGGCUUUGUUGGUGGUGAAGAAUGCACCUCUGAUGAGUCAGAUAAAGACCUUUCCAACUUCUCAAAGCUUCACGAUUUCUAUGGGGAAGAAAUUGAAAAACUCCGGACCCAGUGGGCUGAACAUUUCCAUAAACAGUCAUAAACUCUGAAUGGGAGAAGUCUGAGUAAUGGCUGGCUGGGUCAGUCACAUGACAAAACCCCCUGUGUGUUUGUUAAAGUUCCUCAGCGAGGAGCCAGAAUCACAAUUCCCAUUGUUCUUUUUCUAUAUAUUGUUUUUGUUGGGUAAUGUUGCCACACACUUGAAAGUAUAAUUAAUAUUUUUAAGUAUAAAAUGUAACCCCAAAAUUGCGGAAAGCGAUUGUACCAUCAUAGGCCUUGUUCAUAUUAUCCUUUUUCUAUUUUUAUAAUUCAUUUUUAAACAUUGAUAAUGAUGACAUACUGUAGAUUAUUUUAAACUUUAUGGAAAGCAUCAGCCUGGACCUGCCAUUUCCAUGUGAAAUAAGCACAGAGACAGUGGACAUCUUUCUCAAGACUAUUAGAAUGCUGUAAAAUCUCUUGCCUCCAUCUCCUUUGCAUCUAAUGCCACAGGCAGGUUGGAGGUGACAGAUUUUAUACAUAUAAAUAUUACAUUUCAAGUUGAUAGGAAGUGGAUGUCUAUAAUAAAUUUGUAUUAAAUACCACUGAAUCAGAAAACCUUAAUUCACAAGUUCUGAUUUGAAAAUAUACAUUAGUGGAGGUUUUUUAAAUAUAUUUUUAUUGAGAUAGAAGCGAAUAUGUAACAAAAAUCAGACAUAAAUUGACAUUGAAUUUGCAGUGUCACAGGUCACAAAUAUAAGCAUAGCACCAAAAGAAGAGCAUAAAUAGAAUAGAAAACAUAUAGCUAUCAAGUACAAAGUCAUCAACUAUUCAAAGUAGGUACGGUCAACUAGAUAUCCCAGUAGGGAUGGACAUUGCAUUGCGAUGGUUCACAAUCAUUGAUGGUUUUUUUGCGAUGGCAGUGGUUUUAUCAUUUAAUGGCGGCAUUCUGAUGUCUGGCACCAUCAAAUGGUAAACAAUUGAUUGUGUUCCGUUGGUCCUGCACCCAGUCCCAUCCCUGGCCGGCCAUGCUGCAGAGGUUUGUGCAUGCGCAAACAGGGUUUUAUUGUGCGCAAAUCGUAUGAUUUUCUUUUCUAUCGAAUUCUUUUGAUGCCAUGGCCAUCGCAUCAAAAGAUUCAAUGAUGGAAGCCCAGCCAUCAUUUGAUGGUGAGCUUCCGAUGUCCCCUUCCCUAUUUCCCAGUAAUCAAGGAGCAGAGGUCAAAUCAAUAGAUGAAUCCCCCAACUGCUGUCUUGUUGCAUAACAUUGGGUAGAAGGAAAACAUUGCUGUAGUUGUUUAAAGUCAUAGUGGUGUUUUUUUCUUUUUCUUUUUUUUUUUCCUGUUUUUUUUUUUAAAGUUAUCUUGCAUGCAGAAUGACCUAAAUAUAACACAUAGUGCCUUUCUUAGAUGGGAGCAAAUCAAAAAGAGCAAGUAACUUUGUAUCUGAAACAAACCAUACUGCAAUGCAAGGGGUUGCAUAUACAUUAAUUUAUUUUACAUGCAGAGUAAUUACUUUUGUUACACUACAGUGUAGAUUUGAGUUUGGAUACUCUCCUACCAAGUCAUAAUCUCUCUGCACAUUUUACAUCUGUCCCACCUUCAGUGCAGCAUGGUUUUGGCAAAGUGUAAAGUUAUUCCUUUUAUUUGCUUUACUCUGACCUCAGAAUCAGUCCCACGGACCUUUCUUUAAAAUCCCGUUCUCUGGCUGCUGUUAACAGAAAGCAUGUUGUAAGUAGUGCUGUGACAGGGGAUCGGUAUUGUAUACUGCGGUGCGGGAUGCCAAAGGUCAGUAUACCGACAUUGGCAUCCCGAGUGGUGGAAUGCCGGCAGGGGGUGAGCGCAACAAAGCCCCUUGCGGCUUCGGUUGGGAGCUGCGCUCGCCACAGGUUCUAUACUCCGUCUAUGGGUGUCGUGGACACCCAUAGAAGGGGAGUCACCUACCUCGCCAGUAUACCGGCGGCGGUAUGGUGCUCCAAUCGGGAUCCCAGCAUCGGUAUUGUGACAGCCGGGAUCCCGACGAGCGGUAUUCUGAACACGUACCGUAACAGGGGCUUAUUGUGAUGAGAGCAGAUCAAUCAUUGUUGCAAAACUAUUAAAUUCUCCUAUGUUUAAAUGUUGCCGGGAAUUAAGAACGAGAUUUAUUGUUAAUUACACAUUAAUAAUCUAUAACUUGUUUGAUAAAUUAAAUCACCACACCACCUUGCAUGCAUGUGUUCAUUUUAUGAUACAGUACAAAUUUAGUUUAAAAGCACUCCAUAGAGAGAGCAGCAGCGCCACAUCCUGGCUGAAACAAUGUACUGCAUUUCAGCUAUUUAAAAACUCCAAAUGCAAAUAAUUCCAGUAAUGUGUCUCUUAGCAGUAUGAGUGAUCUUAGGCCUAACUUAUACGGCCAGCUGGUUGCUAUCAUGUUUGCAAAGCUUUCAAUUUAUAUAAAAAGUUGGCAGUUGUACAAAAUCUGUUGAAAAACUGUAAUGCAACACAAAAUAUUUUUUUUUUAACUAUACAGAAUUUUAAAUAUAUAUAUCUUUCACCUGUUUCCUGGUGAAGUUUGGCUGGGAACAUUUCCAAAGGUGUUCAGCUAACAGUAUAAGGUUACAAACUUUUUUGAAAGAGAAUCUGCUUUCACUACAUCUGAAAGAUGAUGUAGUUUCAUAUGUUAAUAAGGUCACUUUCUCAACAGUCCUGGCAUAGCAAGAUUAGUUUUUUUUGUUGCAGGUAAAGUGAUACUAAUGCUUUAUGAAUUGUAUUUCUGGUGAUAUCGGGAUAGUAGCAUCAACACAUACUUGUCUAUAUAGGGCUCGGGUAGGGUCUGUUGUGGACAAAUUGUGUGUUCUAUGUAUUCUAUACCUCCUACAUUGAAUUAGAACCAAGUUAAAGUAGCUAUUUCUGUAGCAGUUAAAAACUUCAGCUCCAGAAAUGCUCAGGCUGUUGGGAGUCACUGUAGGUGCUAGCUGGUGUGGAGAAUUGUAGUACAGCAAUAGAUGCAUCACUACAUACAGCCUUAAAAGAUAACCCCAUCCAAAACUGAUGGUGUUCAAUCAGUAAAUAUGAAAAACAAAUUUGUACUUCACUCCGCACCCUUCUGUCCUACCACUACCAGCCUGUUUGAAACCAGCUGACCAAUGCCCCUCCCCUAUAAGCUCACCAUUUAUAUAAAAGUAAGGUUUAUGGGGACCUCAAAACAAACCAAUCUGUAAGAGGUGUGCAAUGUAUGGUGGUCACAGCCCUCAAUGAUCUGGCGAACAGCCCAUCCAUGGUAUCUACAAAUUACAUUUUCAUAUUAAUUGUUUGUCCUCAAUUCACGACUCCAUUUUUUGUUUUUUAAGUUAGGAUUUUGGAGUUCUGCUAUAACCGUUCCCUUUUCAGUCCCUCUUUUUGUGAUUUACCUGCAAGUGGAACACAGAUUAUUACUCUGCCUCUACCUUCCAUUUUUAGCAGUCCUCAACUGUUGGGAGCAGUGAGAGCAUAAACCAAGAGUAUUAAAUAGUAAAUAAGCAGUAAGUAAGUAAAUAUGUCACACAAGGUGGUGCCCUGCUCCUUUGCAUGUAUUUAUGCCUCAUUGAUCCUUGGAUUAAAACACACUAAAAUUAUAUAUAUAUAUAUAUAUAUAUAUAUAUAUAUAUAUAUAUAUACACUAAUUUGAAGCAGAUAAGAUGCUUUUUAUACAUUUUAAUGUACGUUGAUUUUUUUAAUUUAUUUUUUAUUACAAAUGUUUGUAAAUUGCACUUUAUAUGCUGUUAUUCUCUAUUCUUUGAUACCAGAACAAAGUUGUAAAAGUACUUUGCACAAUGUUUGCUUUCAUUUCUGUCACCAUCAGCAGCCUCUUCAUUUUUCAAUGAUACACAUAAAUAUAUAUAGACACAUACAUCCUGUUUUUGAGAUUAGUAUAGUUGUAGCCAUAGUCUUAUAGGCCGAGAUGAAUGAAAAUGUAUCUGCUGACUAGUUCCAUUGUAUGUUUCUACACUGGAUACUGUAUGUCUACAGAUUUGUUCUGUAAUAUAAUAUAUAGGUAUCCAAGGUAGUACAUACUUUACCAUCUACUUCCAUCUAUGGUAUGACUGUUCAUUCAGGUUCACUCUUGUUACUUUUAGAUGUUUAAACAUUUACAUUCCACAUGUUAACUACAGCAAAAGUGACAGCAUAAUAUUGUACAUUCCUUCUGUGAAA
This is a messenger RNA of Pseudophryne corroboree (corroboree frog), 5235 nucleotides long. It is a transcript of the gene PHETA1, whose product is annotated as PH domain containing endocytic trafficking adaptor 1. The transcript has 3 exons. Gene Ontology annotation, biological process: receptor recycling; retrograde transport, endosome to Golgi; endosome organization. The coding region runs from base 333 to 1136 and encodes 267 amino acids. The record is from RefSeq and is a predicted model, not a curated record. Gene Ontology annotation, cellular component: trans-Golgi network; early endosome; recycling endosome. Lineage: Eukaryota; Metazoa; Chordata; Amphibia; Anura; Myobatrachidae.